AUGUCGCAAAGUAAUGUGUCACCGGUACUUGAACAGCUCCAGCAGUUGAUCAUCUCCGAUGAAUGGGUCGGUAGAGAUACACCACCAAGUGGCCAUCCUCAGCUAUCGAAAACUCGCUCACGGGAAAAUCAGCGCUUAUCCGAUCUUGGAAGAACAUUGGUCACUUCAUCUUCACUCAAGGCUUACAUUGACUUAUUAAACAGUCACCAUAGACAGAGUAUCGCAUCAUGGCUCUAUGGGAACACUAGUCAGGCUCUUAGUCAGCAGUUCAGAUUUCCAGAAUCAAAUAUUCAUUGCUCAGAACCAGAGGCAACAUUAGCUCUGUCAGUCAGGAAUGGAAUAGGUUGGUUUGUCUGCGUGCUUUAUUCAUAUUUGGACACCUAUGGUAGUGACUACAUGACCAAAGGAUGGAAAGCUUUCGUGGAAAAGGGUGCCCCAGUGGUAUAUGUGACACCAGCGCUUCACAUGGAUCUCGCUCCAUACAUCGCAUCGGAAUUUGGCAUCUCCGAUGUCAUACUGUUGCCAAAAUUGGAAGGAGACAUGAGCGAAAUCGAAGGACGAAUUGACCAUCAUGCCUUUGAACGAAUUCUCGAAGAGGAUGUGGCCGCUGGUCGUACACCGCUAUUAGUGAUAACGGUUGUUGGCUCAACGAUUCUUGGUCAGAAUGACAUGGUCUCGAAAUUGCUCGAAAUACGGAAGAAGCAUCGUUUCUGGCUGCAUACAGUUGGACAGGCAGUGGCAGCUUUGACACUUCGUGAGCCGACGGAAGUUUUGGUGCAUGUACUUACCCAAGUGGACAGCGUUACCCUCCCUCUGGCUCUUUGGUUAGGUGUUCCGGCGGCACCUGUUGUGACCCUAUACAGAACAGUUGAAGGACAUAAACCGUCUUACCGUGAAAAACUGGACACCUUACCAUGGUGGGUAGUCACGCAAACGCUGACUAGCAAAGGAAUCUCUGACACCAUCGAGAACGCAUACUUACUAUGUAAAGUGAUGCUGAAAGGCCUCUCAUCAUUCCCCCAGAUUGAAGUAGUUGGAAUGGAAAAUGCAGCCGAGUUUGUUACUAGAGUUUAUAAGAACCAGUAUACUGCCCCGACAGUACUCAUUUUCAAGUACCGUUACAACGCUGCAAAGGAAGCUCUACGAGAAUUAACCCAAAAGUCCGAUACCGAGGCCACAAAGGAGGCCAUUGCUGAAGCUGAAAAACGUCUUCGUGACGAAUCGGAAUAUGGGGAUUCGCUAAAUUCUUGGCUCGGGCAAGGUGUCGUGGGAGAAUGCCAAUCAUUAGGAAUUCACAUGAUCGAACUUGGUGGCACUUAUGGAACCGCAUUCCGCUUCUGCCCUCUGGAACAUGCUGCAGCCCUCUCGUCUCACGUUGACCAUGUCCAACAGUUCAUACGACUCCUCGGUGGCGUACUGAAGAUCGUUGACUCAACGGUGGCUGCCAGGGAGAACUUUGAAAAGCUGAAGAGCGAAUAUCCCUCUCUGGUCGUGGUCCCCGUACACAAAUGGGCUGGCGUUGGAGCUGUUUGUUAUGUUCCGUCAAUUGUCAAUAAUAAAUCACCAUCUGAAUGGGAUGACAAGGAAAAACAACAGGUAUCCCACAUGAACUUGGAACUCGUCCAUCAACUACGUUCCGUUGACUCGGCUUUCUCUGCUGGAGAAAGUUCGACUCGUGGUGUGACUUGUGUGAAGUUUGGAAUGCUGUCCGAUGCAAAGGAUUUGGCCGAUCUAUUGAAAAUGGUUGCUGAGAAAGGAGCCGAAAUUGAAACAAACCAACAGUAUCUGGACAGUCUAGCAGAGCUGAUCCGCCAAGGAAUCGAAGCUGCCAACGAAGAUCUCAAGAAAGAAAACGAUCUUCGUCUUCAGCAAGAGGGAGUAAUUCGACAGUUACCGAUCAUGGGCUCAUUAGUGAAUUGGUGGUCUCCAAUUGAAAAAGAUGGACGUGUUCGUGGACGGUUUUUCAAUUUGAAUACUGGUGAAAUUCAAACAACUGACGUCAUCUACAAACAUAAAAAAGAUUCCAUAGCUACGAGUCAUGGCGGAAAUCCAAAGGCUUCACCAGCAGUUGCCAACGGUGAGAAAGAAACGAAAGCCACCACAACUGAAGCUGUAGAACCAAAGACGCCAAAGCCAACAGUCGAACAACCAAAGUCAAACGAGGACAAGUAG
Molecule: messenger RNA, 2172 nt
Organism: Haemonchus placei
Lineage: Eukaryota; Metazoa; Nematoda; Chromadorea; Rhabditida; Trichostrongylidae
Source: the annotation of a GenBank genome assembly